This is a messenger RNA of Stylonychia lemnae, 1293 nucleotides long. Lineage: Eukaryota; Ciliophora; Spirotrichea; Sporadotrichida; Oxytrichidae. The record is from the annotation of a GenBank genome assembly.
AUGUUCUAAUUCAAGGCCAAGAGAGCGACAUUAAUCUCUUGCUCAGAAAAAGGACCAAUCCCCAGACUUAAAAAGAUCUACUUUUAAAUAAUCAUCUACAUUCAUGAUAGCUGCUUUGAUGUUUCCAUUAAUCAUGAAGACAUUACCUAUGGAAUUAUGGGAUUUGAGCAUCAGCCAAGCAAAAAAGAUUCCAGGAGAAAGCGAUAAUAUCGAAAGAGAAUCGAAGAGCCUGAGUAACUUAUAAUGAAGCUUAAUUAAAAAGCCAAAUUCACAUAAAAACUUAAGAUUUAACGGAGAAACCAGGAUAUUCAUGAUGUUACCUUUUUCGCCAUUGGAGGGGAACUAAAAAACAAAAAACGGUUCGACUAAGAAGACGUUAAAGUGUCUGAAUCUACAUUAGCAGAAUCUGCUUUUCCAAGUAGCCAAAGUGGAAUUCAAGAAAACAUUGAUGGAUCUUAAAACUCUUAUCAAAUUUUGAAUGAUUCUGACUACCUGCUUUACCAUGAUUUUUCUGAGCAAAAUCGAGCAAAAUUAAUUGAUUGGAUGAUAUUAGUAUUCAAGGUUCUUAAUAAAAGUGUACUCAAGACAUUUUUUUUGGCAAUCUAGAUAUUAGAUAGGUAUUUUAUAAGAAAAUAAGGGAAUGGUCAAAAAGCUAGAAAAUAAGAUUUACACAUCACUGGACUUACCGCUAUUUUAGUCAGUUCAAAAUUUGAAGAUAUCGUGCCCAUUUAUAUGCGGUAGAUAUUGGUUGAUGCGGCUCAUGGUAAGUUUACUCCUGAUCAAAUUAUGACACGUGAGAGGGAUAUAUUAAUAACUCUAGAUUACUGUUUUCACAGAGAUACGAUUCUAGAGGUUUCUACCAUAUUACUGAAGUAAGUUUUUAUCAGUGUAAACGAACCCAAAUUAUCAAAACUUGAAGAAGAUUAAAUCAUGUCACACACUCAUUUUUUAUUGCAGAUGGUGGCAUAUUCUAUUAUUUUCCUCUAGCAUGAAAUCCGCUACUUAUCAUUAGCUAUCAUAUGGCUUUCAUUAAAAUAUCAAAAGACUCAGUCUGCCAAUAAAAACUAAAAUCUAAAUGACAAAAAUAAUAGAAGCAUUUUCCUCCUAGUAGAUUCUAUUGAGAGUAAUUCGCCAAUUAAAAAUGCAAUUAAUGUCUUUAAAAAUGAAUUCAUAAGGCAUAAUCAGUUCGAAAUAAGAAAUAUAAGGUUCAAGAUAGCGGAUCUCUACUCAAACUUUGAUGGCUAUUUCCCAGGUCUGAAAAACAUCAAAAGGAACUAUCCUUAAUAUUUCUGA